Messenger RNA from Anguilla rostrata (American eel), 7260 nucleotides. Its product is annotated as gamma-aminobutyric acid receptor subunit gamma-1-like. The coding region runs from base 404 to 1831 and encodes 475 amino acids. Gene Ontology annotation, molecular function: benzodiazepine receptor activity; GABA-gated chloride ion channel activity; inhibitory extracellular ligand-gated monoatomic ion channel activity. Gene Ontology annotation, cellular component: synapse; GABA-A receptor complex; neuron projection. The transcript has 9 exons. Gene Ontology annotation, biological process: signal transduction; chloride transmembrane transport; regulation of postsynaptic membrane potential. Lineage: Eukaryota; Metazoa; Chordata; Actinopteri; Anguilliformes; Anguillidae. The record is from RefSeq and is a predicted model, not a curated record.
UUGAUGCAUUAUAUUUUUAGAUCCCUCGUCCCAAGUGUAUCACUGAGGUAUUUCAACCUUCGUCUUAUAUAUAUAUAUAUCAUUAUCAGCACUAUAAUAGAUGUCUGUCUCUGGUCCUCAUGAUGCAUUGUUUUGUUUAUCUCUCCGAAUUUUAUGGACAGCACGAUGUGUUAUGCCCCGACGCGUCUGCAGGCAACAGGAACCUAUGGAGUAGCAAAAUUGUCCCGUCACCGACGCGCUUCCUCAUAAUAUUGGAGCAUGAUACUGUAAAGAAUAAUAUAUGCAAUGCUCAAGUGCACGGAUUGGUAGAUUGCUCCAUCAGUCUCAAAUUCUUCACAGACCGCCCGUGAUUCGCGCAGAAUAACGCUGAAACUGUUAGCAAGUAGAAAAGGAAUUGUAUUACAUGCAAUCUUUGUGUUUUUAUUUCCACACAUUGCCAGCAAUUAGAUUGAACAUGGACGGAAGUCGCACGUCUGGGUCCAAGCUGCAUCAUGUCGGAGGGAGGGUGAUGCUUAUUUGGAUGGCAGUAGCGUGUCUCGGCGUCUGUCUGGCAUUUGGCCCCAACAAGCUAGAAGACGAGGACUAUGAGGACGUUGCCAUCAAUAAAACAUGGGUUUUAUCACCAAAGGUCUAUGAGGGUGAUGUCACCUUGAUCCUGAACAAAUUACUACAGGGCUAUGACAACAAACUCCGCCCUGACAUUGGAGUUAGACCAACGGUCAUUGAGACUGCAGUGUACGUGAACAGCAUUGGACCGGUCGAUCCCAUCAACAUGGAGUACACCAUUGACAUAUUCUUCGCCCAGACUUGGUAUGACAGCAGGUUGAAAUUCAACAGCUCCAUGAAAGUUUUGAUGCUCAACAGCAACAUGGUGGGAAAGAUCUGGAUCCCAGACACCUUCUUUCGCAACUCCAGGAAGUCCGACGCCCACUGGAUCACCACGCCCAACCGACUGCUGAGGCUGUGGAGUAACGGGCGGGUGAUGUACACGCUGAGGUUGACCAUUAAUGCUGAAUGCUACCUCAAGCUGCACAACUUUCCUAUGGAUGAGCACUCCUGUCCCCUUGAAUUCUCAAGCUAUGGCUAUCCUAAAAAUGAGAUUCUCUACCGCUGGCAGAGGAGGUCGGUGGAGGUGGCGGACCAGCGGUACUGGAGGCUUUACCAGUUUGCGUUCGUGGGGCUGCGCAACUCCUCCGAAGUAGCGCGCACGCAGUCAGGAGAAUACGUGGUCAUGUCAGUGUUUUUUGACUUGAGCCGGCGAAUGGGUUAUUUCACCAUUCAGACAUACAUUCCCUGCAGUAUGAUUGUCGUGCUCUCCUGGGUUUCCUUCUGGAUCAACAAAGAUGCUGUGCCAGCAAGGACGUCCCUGGGGAUCACCACAGUGCUCACCAUGACAACCCUCAGCACCAUUUCCAGGAAGUCUCUCCCCAAGGUGUCCUAUGUGACGGCCAUGGACCUUUUUGUGUCCGUCUGCUUCAUCUUCACUUUCGCCGCGCUGAUAGAGUAUGGAACCCUGCACUAUUUCACCAGCAACAGGAAGUCCAAGAAUCUCAAAUCCAGCAUGACUCAGAAAUGUGGAGCAGUCAGAACAUCGCUGCUUCGGAUAAACAACAUCACCCCCUAUCAUGGAGAGGACCACAGCGACGAGUGUCUGGACGGUAAGGACUGCACCGGCUUCUUCUGCUGCUUCGACGACUGUCGAUCUGGGACGUGGCGUGAGAACAGGAUGCAUGUCCACGUCUCCAAGAUUGAUUCCUAUUCCAGAAUAUUCUUCCCCACGGCAUUUGGCCUAUUCAACCUUGUCUACUGGGUGGGUUACCUGUAUUUGUAAAAAAAAUAUAUAUAUAAAUAAAAAGAAAAUUAUUAUUAUUAUUAUUAUUAUUUAUUAUCAGACGAGGAGAAUGUUGAAAUUACUCUAAAAAAUAAUCUUUUUUUACUUCAGUGUUUGUCUCUGUGUACAUGCUAUCAAAGCUACCUUCAUGUGAAUGAAUAAGACAAUAAUAAAUAAGAAAUAUAACUAUAGUGAUCACAGGAAUAGCAAAGAGAGCUGAACAUGGACUGAAGUUUUGGUCAGACAAAUUUAAAAUAAAGCAAGACUUCUAUGGAUACUCAUUUCACUUUGCAUUGUUUUUAUAAGUGAACCAUCAUUCAGAAUACAAAACAUUUUUUCAAUAUGCCAUAAUAAUGAAUUUCAUUAAAUAGUAUUACUUUCCGAAGCAAUGAACAAAUGAGCAAAUGUUCUUCAAAGUUUAUUUUGAUUCUACGGUUGCAUACCUGUUUUGCUUCACAUAUACCAUUUCAGGUUGCAGAAUAUAUUUAGCGUAAAAGAUUAGACUGUCCUAAGGUUGAAUAUGUUUAGGCAUACCAAAAACAGAUACAACAUUAAAGCAGCUAAGCAGUUAAUGAAGCAUUUAAAUUAAUUUACUAAACAGGAAGGAAGCUUGUAUAGUCAUUAACGCACUGAUAUGUUCCAAGGGCGAUUUUACUUUCAACAGCUCAAUUAGUCAACAAGAUAUAUCAAGACUCAUAGUUCAGAAGUGAGUGAUAGAACCCAUUCGUCAUGCACUUUUUUGAGAUGAUGAUAGAAUUCAGUCCAGCGUUUCACCUAAAUCUAGUGAAAAUUCUCAAACACAUAUUAGUUUUAUCUUAAUAUGUUUAACAAAAAAAUGUUAAAUUACAUAUAAAAGGCACUGUUAAGCAUUUCUAAAAACACAUUGUUUAAGUCUAACAUUCUGUACCUUAUAGCAAAUGCAUUAUCAUUGAUAUAUACAGUAUAUAUCAAACGAUUUGCAUGUGGUUAAAGUGCAAACUCUCAGCUUAUAUUAAAGGGUAUUUUUAUACAUGUUUGUGUCAGCUUGCAGAAAUUACAGCACCUUUUAUACUUAACCCCCACUACCAUUUCAAGGCACCAUAAUGUAUGGAAUAAAUAGCAUCACAGGUUUUUCUGAUUAGUCCAGUUCAAUUGCUUUCUUAAUGCCGGUAUAAGACUGCUCCUGGGAUCUAGUCUCUAGUUUCUAGGCUUUUGGUUGCCUUUGGAGUUAUUAGCAUUUGUCAACAUGAGGACUAGUGUUAUGCCAGUAAAAUUCAAGAAGCCAUUUAGAGGUUGAGAAAUAUAUUAUUUAAAAAAACAGUCGAAGUCAAAGGUCAGACUUUUGGUUUACCAAAAUUAACAAUUUGAAGCAUCAUUAAGAAGAAUCGCAAAGGGCCUGGUAGGCCAAGGAAGACCACAACAGUUGAUGACAGAAGAAUUCUCACCAUAAAGAAAAACCCCAAACCUCCUGUCCAACAGAUCAGAAACACUCUUCAGGAUACAGCUGUGGAUGUGUCAGUGACCACUGUCCACAGAAGCCUUCAUGAACAGAACUACAGAGGCUACACUGCAAGAUCCAAACCAAUAUUAACCUCAAAAACAGGAUGGCCAGAUUAGACGUUUACUAAGAAAUAUAAAUACCCGCUUAUCCUGGUCGGUCAUGAGUGCUGCUGGAGUGUAUCUCAGCAUGCACUGGGCAAGAGGCUGAAAUACACCCUUGACAGGCCGCCAAUCUAUCACUGGACUGCAAAGAAUAUGUGACUACUAAACACUAAACAUGUACUAAACAAGACAACUGUCAUUUACAUUACAUUAAUGUCCCAAACGUUAUGGUCCCCUGAAAUUGAGGGACUAUGUGCUGUAUGAAAAGUGUGGUCAUUUCUACAUGGUGAAACCAAAGUGUAUAAAAAUAUGCACUUAGACCACAUGUAAAUUGCUAUAUAAGCAAACAGGGUCAGAAAUAUACAAAGGGAGUGGACAAAAAUACCCUAAUUUUUUUUAUAAAUUAUUUUGUCAACUAUCCCAAAGUGUUUAUUACAUAAAGUAUUGACUAAAGUCAUGGAGCAGAGACUGCAAAUUUGUUGAACAUCACGAUAAACUGAAAAUAAUUUUUUUUUUUUUUUUUUGUUAAUUUAUUGAAUUAACCAAUGAUCUCAUGCACAGCAGUGAGAAAUGACAAUAUAACAUGCACAACUGUAGGGUAACAAGUGUUUAUUUUAUUAUUUUAUUAAAGAGACAAUAUAAUGUAUCAACAUUUUAAUAUUUUAUUAUAUCGUUAUUAAUAAACUAAGAUUAUGUUGAGCAAAAGCUGGAAAUACACAUGUAAUGAUGUGCUUACACCUACAUCACACUCACAGAACAAGAAUUAUUUGAUAUUUCAUUAUAUUUAUAGUCAUGUUUGUUAGUUCUGAACUGCAAGACGUUGCCCACAUCAUAGCUACUAUGGAUCUGCCCAUAUAUGAGACGAGUAUGUCACAAUUACUGUUUUUGACUAAGCUGAAAUGUUAACUGUAAAUGGCCCCCAUUUGUUUUGAAAAUGCCCCUGGAUUUUAGUGAGUGCGGCCAAAUAUAUUUAAUAUUUAUAUUGUUUUCAUAUUUGUAUGGCCCAGCCAACUUCUAUAUUUCAUAAGAAAAAAAUAUUUAAAAAAUGGGGUGUUACAAUAAACAAUAUACUAUAUUAUGUUCAUCUGGAAAACAUUAGCAUCGUUUACAAAUGCAGUGCUUUAUUAUUCUUUGUAAUAAACUAUAAAAGAAAUGUAUUUUUCUUGAAGUAAAUAAAUCAGGUAAUGAAAAUCCAGUACUAUCUAUUUAAUUAAAAUGAUUGAAUUUUAUGGUGUAUUUUUAGCCAGUGAUUACUUUGUCUAAUUUAACAGAUUUCCGGAGGUCCAUUUGUUUUGCCUCAAUUCACCAACAUUUAAAAAAUAUUAUGUAGGUUUAAAAAAUGACAUCUUUAUAAAUCUAUCCAAUUUAUGCUAAAAUGUCAACUUGUUCCAUAAAAUUAAAUGAUAUGUAAAAAAAAAACAAUAAAAAAAACAUGUUAUUGGCUUGGACAUUAUAAACCAAAGAAUAACUCGAGAAAUUAUUAGGCAAGUUGCAAAAUGUGUUUUGUUGUUCAGACAAUUACUGCCUUAAUGAACUGUAGUCAUGUCAGCUUCUGAUUAAAAUUAAAGAAGAAAAGAAAAAGUAUUCAGUUUAUUUAUAAAAUGAGAACAUCUCAUUCAACAGUGAUAUAAAAUGUUACAUUCUGAAACAUAGCAUGUUAAAUAUGAUUUCUGAGAUUUUCUUUGAAAUUAAAGCUACUGAGCUAUUAAAAAGAAUGGUUGUUUGUGUUUUUCAAAUUAAUUUUAGGAACUCUCACAUCUUACUAUUUGCAGUGCAGUAUUAUUGUUUUGGCACUCUACUCAAGCCCAUUGGAUUUGAAAAAAAAUAAAAUUAAAAAAAUAAAAAUGAAUAUGAGAUUAAAAUGCAGACUAUCACAUUUAAUCUGAGGGUAUUUGCAUCCAUAUCAGGUGAACUGUUGAGGAAUUACAACCCUUGUCACUCACGAUAGACUGUGUAUGACUUUAUAAUAUUGCUUCCCAAUUCUUUUGUCAAAUUUGCUUUUGCCAAAUAGAAAUGAAUGCAUUAAGAGGCAUGUUAGCAUUGUAUACUAAGUUGUAUACACUACGAAAACGCAUAUUUACUUGUGUAUAUGUGCAUUGAGGCAAAUGUAAACAAUUGCAAUUUGCAGAAAAGAUACCCGCCCAAUCAUUCUAAGCUGCUAAAGUUGGUGAAGAAGUGAGGCUCACUCAAAUCGAUAGCAAAACUUUUCUAACAAACAGACGUUUGGGGACAUGUGAAAUCAAUUGCUUGUAACACUGCAAGGUACAUUCACUGUGACAUUUUAGUGGAAAUAUACCCUCUCUAUUGCUGUUUUUCUCAGUACAGCACCUUUUUUAUUGUAUUAUUUUUAUAUAUUAGAGCAUUGAUCUCUCUCUCUCUCUGUCUCUCUCACACACACGCACACACACAGAACAUAAGGCCAUUCUACAUCCAAAGAAUAUACAGACUAUAUAUGUAUGUAUCUAUAUAUGUAUAAAACAUCUCAUCACAAAGGCUGCAGUGUAACAGCAAUGCAAGACAUUACAAAAAAAGGCUAACUUCAAUGUGAAUUCUUGGAGAGUGUACAGUCAUAACAGCUGCCUUGCAUGCAUUGUAAUGUAUAAAUUGAGGUAUGUACUUCAGUGUAUUGAAAACAUAGAAGGAAAAACUGGAGAACAUACCAAUGUGGAGGGAUUUUUGUAGGCAGGCUAUGUGCAGCAUCUGAGGUAUGGUGUAAUUGCUAGGGAACUGGGCUGGUAAGCUAAAGGUGAACCACCCUUGAGCAAGGUGCUUGACCUGAAUUUCUUCAGUAAACUAUCCUGCUGUAUAAAAGGAUUUACCAUGUAAAACUGAGAACAAUGUGUAUGUUGCUCUGGAAAAGAGCAUAAACUGAAUGCCUGGAAUAUGUGAUAAUAAUGCAGCAGAUUAGUGCAGUUGAAACCUGUUUCACAUUGACAAUUAUGCUAUCUUGCAAUGUUAUAGAUGUGUAUAUAGAUAUACAGCAUUAAUAUUUUCAUAAUGUAAAAGAUCAAAACCACCAGCAAAAUCGCACCAGGAAAUGAAUUAAACUGGGAUAUAAUCAGACAGUGGAUGUGUGCAUCAGAAUAAUGUAUAUGAAUGGAAUGUGAAAUUAAACAUUUCUUGCUUAUUCCAUAUAUGAUACCAUAUGUGUUGCUGAUACCAUGCUAUAUCAAUCUAAACAUAUUCAUUAAGUACACUACACAAAAUAAACAUGUAAUAACAGCAGAUCUAGAAACAAAAUCAUUAUAUUCUGGCAGGAAAUAAAAUUCCAGAUUAUUAUAUAUCCAUGCAAUUUCCAUAUCAAAUCACAUAUCUAAUGAUAGGACAUUGGUUGUACAUAGCCUUGAAUUGACGCUAGCCCUAGGAGAGCCAUACCAAUGAGAAGUAUCUUAACAGCCGAUGUGCAGAUAACUGCAUGGCAGGACCAAUGGGCAAGGGGCAGCCAAUGACACUCAUCCUAUUUUACAGGGCCAAUAAAUUCAUAGAAUCAGGGUAAAGGUGUCUUAUUGUCUCUGUGAGAAAAUUGUUUUAUUUAUAUGAUCCAUGUGUGCUAUACAAUAUUUUUGAAUUGAUGCAAAAUAAUACAAUUGUGCCAUUGAUGACAUCUGAAAUUGAUUUUUAAUUUGUUUUGUUUGGACCAAAGUUGAAAGUCCUUUGUGUUGUAAUAAACUGUGCCCAACCCUGACAUAUGGAAGUUUCCACUGAGUUCGAUAUAUUUAUUUUCUUUUUGUAACUCUGUAAUUGUUUUUUUUUUUGUUUAUUGUUUUUUUCAUUAACAAUUGUCUGUCUCUGUAAAUUUCUGAAAAUUAUUCUAAUACACUGUGAAACAAAUAAAACAGUUCCUUAUG